Molecule: messenger RNA, 2704 nt
Organism: Mya arenaria
Lineage: Eukaryota; Metazoa; Mollusca; Bivalvia; Myida; Myidae
Exons: 4
Coding region: 162-761 (199 amino acids)
Molecular function (GO): nucleic acid binding; zinc ion binding
Source: RefSeq, a predicted model, not a curated record
AAAAUACGGGCACCAUUUACGUAAGAUAAGAUAGUGCCGUGUGCAAUUACAACAACGGGAAACCGGGAAGAGGCAAGAAGCACGCUGGUGGAAGUUGAGACUGAGAGUUGAAUUGAGUGACGUCAGUAGAGAACCUUGUAGUAAGAACCUAGGACCUAAGAAUGGGGGAUAGAGCAUGUUACAAUUGCAAUCAAUCGGGCCACAUGGCUCGUGAGUGUCCGGAAGGAGAUAGGCGUGGAGGUGGUGGUGGCGGUGGCAGGAGAGGUGGUGGUGGUGGUGGUGGAGGCGGCGGUAGUGUCUGCUACAACUGCAACGGCACUGGUCACUUUGCCCGGGAGUGCCCCAACAAAAGUGGAGAUGGUGGUGGUGGUGGCGGCGGUGGACGUCGUGGUGGUGGUGGUGGUAUGGAAUGCUACAACUGUGGUGAACAAGGGCACAUUUCUAGGGAGUGUCCUAGCGGCCGUAGUGGUGGUGGUGGUGGCCGUGGCGGCGGUGGUGGUCGAGGCGGCGGCCAGGAAUGCUACAACUGCGGUGAAGUAGGGCACAUUUCCAGGGAUUGCCCAGACAAGCAACGCCGAGGUGGUGGUGGUGGAGGUGGUGACCGCGAGUGCUACAGCUGUGGCGAGAGCGGACACAUUUCCCGUGACUGUCCUUCAGGUCAGAAGCGUGGAGGUGGUGGUGGCGGCGGCGGUGGACGAAAGUGCUACAACUGCGGGGAGGAAGGUCAUAUGUCCCGUGACUGCCCUAGCGAAAAAGCAUAGACAGCUUCAAAGCCAACAUGAGGCCUCUUUGCCUUGGCAUGUGUUAACCACAGAAAUGUGGAUUAUUUGGUCGGGGUUGUGAAUGGGAAAUUAGUGUAGCAAGCUUCAUUGAUUGGAGUCCUGCUGGACUAGUCUCUUGUUCACUGUUGGACAAUUGGUAGUUGGAUUUGUAAAUCUAAUUAUUGUGUGAUCGGAUAUGCCACAGUUGUAAUUUUGGCAAAAAAUAAGAAUUAAUGUUUUUAUUGUUGAAUAAUUAUUCUAGGAUGUUUGAGAUUUUUGCAUUUGUUAGAAAUUGUAAAAAUGGCGAGAUUUUGUGUUUUAAUUUUAAAGCACUUUUCCCGGUGUUAUGGCUUCAAAAUUUUUUUUAAACUGAUGUAAAUCUCGCCAUUUCUAGGAAAAUCAAAGUUGUAUUUCCUUGAAACAUUUUGCAUGUUCCGUUUAGAUUUUUGUCCGAAAAAGAUGAACUUUGGAAGAAAUAUUCCCUUGAGAGUAGAAAAAUAAAGAUGUUUUGAAAAUUGCACUGGACUUCUGUUUAAAAGAGAUUCCCCUUAAAGUGGUUUGAACAAGAUAAUUUAAUGAAACAAAUUUGUAAAAUUGGAUCCAGAUUCUAAACGGAUGUAUGCUCUGUGUUACAAGGAUAUUUUAUGAUAUUGCUCUCCAAUAUUUUCACGUGCAUUGUAAGCCUAGUAAAUCAAUUUCAAUGGUUUAUGUGAAAUUGGCAAAAAUAUAUACAGGUCUUGAAAGACAAAAAAGGUCAACUAAAAUAAAUCUGUAAAUGGGAGUGAACUUCCACCUGUUAUUAUGAAAUCAGCAGGCACUGCAUGUGAAAGUAUUGGUAAAGCAAGCCCCACUAUCUCCGAAGGUGAUGUUUGAUGGGAAGGUUGAUCAUGGUUACAGGGAGAAUUUGAUUCGAUUUGGGAACUGAGAAGGCUUAGUGUGCAUUGGAAAAAGAUGGUAUGGUUCAAGGGCAGUAAAAGGAUACUGCCAAAGAUUCAAGUACUUUUUAUCUGUGAUCUUAUUGAGGUUGUGUCAUUUUGGAAGGACACAACAUUUUGUAUGGUGGAACUUGGUACAGUGACCUAUAUAAGUAGUAUUGGGUUUCUGUGGUCGCUGUAUAUUAUUAAGUUUAUCAGGGAGACGGUCCAGUGUCAUAAUUCAUUCACUCAAUUCAUCUCUCAUGUCAUUGUGAGUUGUGUACCUAGGGGCUAAUUUCUCGAAUGUUUGAUGUCUGUAAAGAGAUAGAAAACAUUUGGAGAAACUAGCCUUUAGGGGGUCUAGAGAAGGAAAGGGAGGUUUUUACCAUAAAUGUGGAAUUUGUUGUCAAAGUUGUUACAGUCGAGAACCACCGUGGUUUAAAUCUCUUUUCCUUUCUUUGGUAACUUGAGAGACCAAUGGUCUGUAAGGUCUAAAAAGAAAUGCAGAUUAGAGGAAGUGCAUUGCGGCAUUGGGAUGCCAGGACAAUUGGUUAGUUUUAAUUUCAGUAUAUUAUGAAAUGGAUAAUCAUUAAGAUAAUGUGUUGUAAGAGGUUCGGACGUGGACUCCUGAGACUUCUGGCCUGUUUAAAUGUUUCAACUUGGUUACUUUUAACUAGCCAGUGAACAUUCCCUUUGAUUUAAACAUUGAAUGUUGAAACUGUUCAAACACGCCAGUUAAGCCUAUGGAGGUCUGCGGUGUUCUCAAUAUGGCAGCUCACGGGAGUUUAUAAAUGGGGAAUUGUGUAUAUAGACUUUUGUAGGAGUUGGAAAUCAAUGUAGUCAAGUUAACGUCUUUUUGUGUUGCUUAUCAAUUAUGCCUUGCUUCUGCAAACUUAUGGAUUUAAUUGGUCGAAAGUACAAUUCAAACUUUGUAUCAAAUUAUAAUUUUACAUGCAGAUUUGACGAAAUAACGACUUUGCUAAAACUUAUUUUAUGUUAGUGAAUACCAAAUAAAGGAAUGAGUGUUGA